Penicilliopsis zonata CBS 506.65 is the source of this 252-nucleotide messenger RNA. RefSeq lists its product as hypothetical. The coding region runs from base 1 to 252 and encodes 83 amino acids. Gene Ontology annotation, molecular function: oxidoreductase activity, acting on paired donors, with incorporation or reduction of molecular oxygen; iron ion binding; heme binding. Lineage: Eukaryota; Fungi; Ascomycota; Eurotiomycetes; Eurotiales; Aspergillaceae. The transcript is spliced from 2 exons. The record is from RefSeq and is a predicted model, not a curated record.
AUGAAACCCUACUCCAUCACUGCUUGUUGGAAUCGCUACACUUUCGCCAAAGCAUUCACCUUGCUCGGGGAUUCACCGAGAGAGAGGAUUCUGGCAGACUUUGUCAUCCCGAAAGAUAUGAUCGUCAUCGUGGAUGCGAUUGCAGGCAACUUCCACAAUCCCUUCUGGGGCCCAGACAGCCAUGCAUAUCAGCCGAGCCAGUUUGCGGGGAUGAAACCCAACAAGCUGAGGAUCCUUAAGCCUACCCUCUGA